AUGGACUCGGGCUGCGACGACCUUCGCAACGGCAUCCGGCUCGCGAACGAGUUUGAGCAGAAGUGCGCAUUGGAAGAGAAUUCGACAGACGUGCGCUUUCACAAUCUCCGAAACGAUAUAUCGAACCUCGGAGGCCUUCUCGAGAGGCUGCAAUACGCAUUACAAGAUGCGCAGCGACGAUACCUCAACCGUGGAAGAAGCGUCGGCGUACGUGUGUACGAGCCCUUGUCCGUUGACGUCGAAAGUGAGCGCACGUCUAUGGUGGGCAACUUCGUAGACACCUUGAAUGAAUGCAACGGACUUCUGGAAGACAGCAGAAGAGCUCGGCAUGGUCGUCAUCCGGCUCGACAAGAGCAGCGUCUGGAAGCACUACGCACUCGUAACCAGCUUCAUUCGGAGAAGAUAGACCAUGCUCUUGAUCGUUUGACGGUCGACUUGUUCACGGACAAAGAUGGCGAACUGGAUAGUGCGGUUGCCGUGGAGGGCAUGGCUGGUGGCCAUCAUUUGGACGACGCACUGAGGUAUAUGAAUGCCAACAUCAUCACGGCGGGGUUCAGAAAGUGUUUCAGAGCAGGUGUCCUGGUAGAUGCGCCUGAGGGUACCGAGAUGGAUCUGCGAAUGCCGGAGACGUUCGAUGCCAUCCUCUUGCAUCUACGCGAGAGUACAGGAGGGCCUGACCAGACGCCAGAGAAGUACCUUGCGUUCUUGAAAGCAUGUUGGCUGCUCGAACGGCUGAAAGCAAGCGCUGACUACCGCGGCGCUCGGGCGGGAUACUACUACAAACCCGCUGUCCGACAGGUUGAACAAAAAGUCCUGGCGAGAUACCGGCGUCCUGGAGGGCUUGUGGCUUAUCGUGAGGCGAGCCUUCUCAAGCUGCCGGAGAGUGCGUUUCGCAUGUGGCCGUUGUCGACAGCGCUCACGAUGCCGGCUGAGGAUGAUGCCACAGGUCACUUCGACCUGCUCGCACCUCGCGCCGAUGAACACUUCGUCGCUUGCAUUCCACUUGCUUCAGCUGCUCGCGGACAAUUGUCAAACUCUGUGACUAUCUUCAGAAGCUCCGCAGAGCGCUUUCGACUGGUACUGAAGAGCACAGUUCCCUCUAGACCUGGUGAGACGACCCUGAUUCCUCUGUCGGUACACAGCUCUGAGGAUGCGCUCAUACCUCGCUACGCAAUGCCGACCAUAACCAAUCCAACGCUAGAAAUGGCAAUAUUCUCCCGGCACGAGGAGACGCUGUUCAAGUUCUCUACCUUCGAGGCGCUCCACACGUUCCAAGCUGCCCUCACAGGCUACGACGUCUCUCACGAUCAGACGGACAUACGGUCCCAAUUCAGCGACCAUGUGGACUUUCUUGACUGUGUUGGACGUAUGCAAUUAUGGCAGGAGCCUAUUAUCCUGCGAGCCGAAGCAGACAGCGACGGUUCCUCUCACCAUCGAACAACUCAGUCGCAGAACUCGCUCGCAGUCCGAUCGUCUUCGCGACGAGUGUCGCUACCAUCAUCCAUCUCUCCAACCACAACAGUCCGCUGGACCGCCGGCGGCUGGGAGGCAGAUCACAUCAAACUUCCAGCCAUCGUGAUAUUUACCCAGCUUUUCGAUACCCGGAGGCGAACUCGCUUUGCCACCAUCUUCAUCGAGCUGAAACGAGGCAUCUACAUCGAUGCCACGGAAUGCGGAUGCUGCAAAGACUACGAAAAGUGCUCUAAACUCGUUCUAGUCAAGGAGAGGAAACUACCUUUUACUGUGCGAGUGUCAUAUUCUGACGGCGAUGCCCAUGGCCGGCCGAACCCGAAUACAUUCAACAUCUUCCCUUUCCGUCUCCCGCAUCCACGGACCUUCCGCUCCAUUGAGACGGUGAACACGGAGUAUCUGGUGCUAAAAUUCCGGUCUCUGCUGGAGAAGCAGCAGUUCCAUCAGGAACUGGACUUGCGGUUUUGUGUGAGGGAUAGGCAGUAUCUGGAUCAGCGGGACUUCGAAGAAGAGAUACGGCGUCGACAAGAGCACCCGCAAGGCCGGCCGCGGGUGUCUUCACGGAACUCGGAUCCUUUUCCGACGCUUUCCCGACAUCGGGUCGUACCGACGGUUGCGCCGAUUAUAGAUGUUCCGGAUACUGGGCCUGCGUUGGAUGAUGCGUUUGCUAGAGGAUCUAUCUCGCCUUCUGCCGGACAGAUAUCACAUACCAACCUCGUACACCGUGAACUUCCUCGAGAUCAGGUCGGUCGCUCGAAUUCUUAUGAAGUGAACGGAAAUGCCGCAAUGCGGCCCUUACCUUAUACUCCUCCAGCGCCGGAGGGACCAUCCUCCACCAGCGCCCGGAACGACAGCGUAGUCCUCCCAAACGAGGUCGGAGAGCAGAUCGACCCCUGCCUCGGCCACGAGCUACCCGCUGAUCCGAUGAACCACAACGAGCUAGCACACAAUCAGCAUAAUGCUUCACGCCUUGCAAACGAAUAUUACAGCGCACCCGAACUAGUCCGCUCGCUGUCGUCUCUGGCACCGGAAGCAUACACUCCCGCGAGAAUGCUGUACCAGGGCCCUACUGUUAAUGAUUCGAACGGUGGACAGCGGAGGUACCAACAGUCAGUAGAGGGGGAUUUUGGAUACGUGGAGGAUGACAGAAGGGAGUCGAGGAAUAGGAGUGGGAAGCAGAAGGUUUUCAAGUUUUUGCGGCGGAGAUAG
Molecule: messenger RNA, 2679 nt
Organism: Saxophila tyrrhenica
Lineage: Eukaryota; Fungi; Ascomycota; Dothideomycetes; Mycosphaerellales; Extremaceae
Exons: 2
Coding region: 1-2679 (892 amino acids)
Source: RefSeq, a predicted model, not a curated record